CGUCCACAAGAUUUUGAGUUAAGCUGAAAGAUAUAUUUAUUUUGUGGUUGGAAUCGAAAUCACACACAGUACUAAGUUUUGUAAUUAAUAGGUGUUCUUAAAGAAAUGUCAAUAUGUUUUGGUAGUAAAUGAAAAACUAGUAUGGCUUUUUACAAACAACUAAGUCAGAAACAUCUUAAAUUCAGGCUUCCGAAAUUUCCACCCGAUGAUCCAACACCCAAAACUGAGUCCGCCUGGGAGAAGAAAAUACAAGUUGUGUCAAGAGCAGAGUGGGGUGCACUUCCCCCUAGGACUGACGUGGACCACCCGAAGCCCGUCCCAUGGCCUCACCCAUGGGUGCUCUGGACCUACGCGCAGACUGACGAGUGUUUCACCCAGGAGGAGUGUGGCAGAGUUAUGAGGAAAACCCAACAACGCCACAUGGACAUGGGGAUGUCCGAUAUACAAUACAAUUUCUAUAUAGGCGGUGAUCUGAAGGUCUAUGAAGGGAGGGGGUGGAACGUAUCUUCAGGCUGUUUGUAUCCCAGUUUCUCCAGCUUCGAGAAGAUGCACUGCGCCAUAGCAUACAUCGGAAGAUAUAACAACCGUAAGUAUAUGUUAAGUUACAUAACAACAAGUUACAAUAAGUUUUGUUGUGUACUUAUAACAGAACGCAGUUGUUGACAGAACAGAGGGCUGUUGACGUUUUGGGGGUAAGGUACAAAAAUAAAAGAAAACAAAAAGAAAAAGAAAAAGAAAUAAGGAGAAAAGAUAAAAGAAAAAGAAAAUAAGGUAGGUUAGUAAAAUAUUUUAGAAUACCAGUAUCAGGGAUAUUCUCUUGACGUGAGGUCGUAAACUUAAAAGAAAUUUUGAU
This is a messenger RNA of Macrosteles quadrilineatus (aster leafhopper), 853 nucleotides long. Its product is annotated as peptidoglycan recognition protein 3-like. The transcript has 3 exons. The record is from RefSeq and is a predicted model, not a curated record. Gene Ontology annotation, biological process: peptidoglycan catabolic process. NCBI's taxonomy places the organism in Eukaryota, Metazoa, Arthropoda, Insecta, Hemiptera, Cicadellidae. Gene Ontology annotation, molecular function: N-acetylmuramoyl-L-alanine amidase activity; zinc ion binding. Bases 142 to 663 code for a protein of 173 amino acids.